UUCAAUAUGGCGGACAGCAGUUAACAAUCAUCCAGCGAUUGUUGACUUGUCAAGGUUUAAUCCGUGAACUAUCAACAAAAUAAAACAACCACUUUUAUCUCAAAAUGAAUAUGUCAGUGGAGAAGAGAAAAUAUCCAUCGGCUUUACCAACAAAUUGGCCGACGAGGGACGAGAGCACUAGGAAAGCACAGAAUCAACUCUCGUCAUUGUCCAACUCUGGUAAAAUUGACGUUUACUACUACAGUCGAGGUGUGAGAAAUGACACGUCGUUAGUUCCCCCAAUAAGACAGACAGCAUCGAUAUUCAAGCAACCAGUGACAAUUUACAAAACUCAGGAGGGAAAAGUCAAGGAUAUCAAGCAUGGCAGUCAAGAAAAACCGAAACAGGAUGGGGCCGAUAAAACUGACAGCAAGUAUGGCUCCCAAGAUAAGCCUAAACAGUUAUUCUGGGAGAAGAGGCUGGAAGGGUUGAGGGCCUGUGAUCCAGAUGGUUACGAGUUCGAUGGCAUGGAUUUGCCGAAGACACUGAAGCCAGUUGGACCUUACAUCACAGAAGAAACACUACUCCAGAGUGUCGCCACAGCCCUCCACGUUUCCUCACAGCCAGUGACAGGGCAAACGGGGUCCAAAUCUUCAUUAGAAAAAAAUCCUGGGGUGUUUCUCAAUCCAGAGCAACCCCUCGUGCAGGCUGUUGCGAUAGCUGACGACGACAUUAAGAGGCAAGAAGACCGAGUUGCAUUGGCGAGGAUAAAACUUAAAGAAGCCUUACGUACAUAAAUUCGAGUAAUAAACUAGAUACAUUUCAUCGAUCAUCUUCCUCAUCGACAAUUUUCAUACCUAAGUUAAUUUUCACAUGAAGCAAAAAACAAAUCAAAUAAAACAUUCGUUAUA
Molecule: messenger RNA, 890 nt
Organism: Diachasma alloeum
Lineage: Eukaryota; Metazoa; Arthropoda; Insecta; Hymenoptera; Braconidae
Gene: MBD-like
Product: methyl-CpG-binding domain protein 2
Exons: 5
Coding region: 105-776 (223 amino acids)
Source: RefSeq, a predicted model, not a curated record